Molecule: messenger RNA, 799 nt
Organism: Ziziphus jujuba (common jujube)
Lineage: Eukaryota; Viridiplantae; Streptophyta; Magnoliopsida; Rosales; Rhamnaceae
Product: monothiol glutaredoxin-S11
Exons: 1
Coding region: 286-591 (101 amino acids)
Cellular component (GO): cytoplasm; nucleus
Source: RefSeq, a predicted model, not a curated record
UCAACUUCAAACUAACUUAAAUCUCCAAAUCCUUCUCUUUUUCAACACUACUUCUCAUAUAAUUCAUACUCAGUUCAAACCAUUGGGUCGAAUUCAAUUGGUUUGGAUUCGAUCUGAUGGUUUUGAGGUUCUUUUAGUGAAGUAUUCCAAGUUAAUCCUCCAAGAAGUAUUUUUUUAUUUAGCCAUCUCAUUUCCUUUUUGGUUUACUACUUUCUUUUUCUCUUUAAGAAGGUAUUUUAGCCACGCACCAAGCAGAUAUUCCUAAGCAAAGCAAAGAUUGUUGAGAUGGACAAGGUAAUGAGAUUGGCCUCAGAGAAAGGAGUAGUGAUCUUUAGCAAGACUUCAUGUUGCCUGUCUUAUGCAGUCAACAUUUUAUUUCAAGAACUGGGUGUGAGCCCUGUGGUUCAUGAGCUUGACCAGGACCCUGAAGGAAGAGAAAUGGAGAAAGCCCUUAUGAGGUUGGGCUGUAAUGGACCUAUACCAGCUGUUUUCAUUGAUGGGAAGCUUGUGGGAUCCACCAAUGAAGUCAUGUCCCUACACCUAAGCGGCAAGCUGAUUCCUCAGCUUAAGCCUUAUCAGAAUUUAUCUUAAAUUAGAUGAAAUCCAAUUAUCAUGGUGGACAAAUAAAUUGGCUCAAAAUUAGUAGCUUAGUGUGAGCUCUCUGUAUUGAAAGUCUAUAUAUAUAGAUAUGUUUUUAAAUAUAUAGCGUUUAAUCUGUCAAAGUACCAUGUAGCAUUGAAUUAGCUAUAGCAUGUAAUCUGUUUCUGUUUUCUAUUCUUAAUGAAGUUUGCUUUAUAUA